UAACCAUCUGCACAGCUGUACUGGUAUAAGAAGGGCUUCAGACCCUCAGUCUUAUUCUUUUCUAGAACUACAAAGCAUUGCUUAGCAUGAAUACUCAAACUACUUUGGCCAGCAACGGUCUCCCUUGGUGGAAAGAGGCAAUUGUCUACCAAAUUUAUCCAAGCUCGUUCAAGGACUCCAAUGGAGACGGUAUGGGCGAUAUCGCGGGUAUUACGUCCAAGCUAGACUACCUGAAAAGCCUUGGUGUCGACGUCAUUUGGGUCUGUCCCUUCUAUGAUUCUCCUCAACACGAUAUGGGUUAUGAUAUUUCCGAUUACCAAGCUGUAUAUCCUCCAUACGGAACCGUUGCCGAUGUCGAGGAGUGCAUCCAGGAGUGUCACAAGCGUGGCAUCCGGUUUGUGCAAGACUUAGUCAUCAAUCACUCGUCUAGUGAGCAUCGCUACUUCAAAGAAAGCCGCUCUUCAAAGACCAACCCAAAGCGGGAUUGGUACAUCUGGCGACCGGCCAAGUAUGUGGAUGGCAAGCGUUGUCCGCCAAACAAUUGGAAGGCACAUUUUGGUGGCUCAGUCUGGGAAUGGGAUGAACUGACCGAGGAGUAUUACUUACAUUAUUUCUGCGUCGAGCAGCCAGACUUCAACUGGGAGAACCCCGAGGUUCGUGAGGCCCUGUACAACGAGGCUAUUCGAUUCUGGCUCGACAAAGGAUGCGACGGCUUCCGCAUUGAUACUGUCAACAUGUACUCGAAGCAUCUCGACUUUCCAGAUGCUGAAGUCCAGCACGAAGGCGAGGAGUUUGUUCUAGCCAAGGAUUACUAUUCCAACGGACCCAGACUUCACGAGUACCUACGUGAGAUGAAUGAGCAAGUCUUCUCCAAGUACGACUGCUUCACUGUCGGCGAAUGCCCAGCUGUUGAGUCUGUGGAGCAAAUCAUUUCUUUCGUCGGUGCCUCGCAACGCAAGCUUGAUACCGUCUUCGAGUUUGCUCUCUGUUCAAUUGACGCAUCGGAACCGCCUUUCCACAAGAUGCCAAAGUCAUGGAAGCUGAGUGAGCUCAAGAAGAUUGUGGCUAGAAGCCAGUCCUUCAUCGACGGGACCGACGGCUGGAUCACCAAUUUUUUGGAGAAUCACGAUCAAGCACGAGCAGUCACCCGUUAUGGGUCAGAUGCUCCUGAAUUCAGAACUGUCAGCGCAAAGAUGCUCGCCGUCUUCCAGAUGGCUCUUUCUGGAACCAACUUCAUCCACCAGGGUGGCGAGAUUGGCAUGUACAAUGCACCUCGAUCAUGGCCCAUCGAAGAAUACAAAGAUGUGGACUCCAUCAACUUCUAUGCAGAGGAAAAGGCCAGCUCGCGAUUCCAGCGUGACCCAAAGCACAUGGACCGUGUCCUGGAUGCGCUUCGGCAUACGUCGCGCGAUCACGGUCGUCUGCCUAUGCAAUGGGACGAUUCGCCAAAUGCAGGCUUCACGACUGGAAAGCCAUGGAUGCGCGUCCAUGAUGAUUAUGAGACCCUCAAUGCUAAGCAGCAAGAAGCUGACCCUUCAUCGGUGCUCAGCUUUUACAAGGCGAUUCUCAAGCUGCGUAAGCAAUUCAAAAGUUUGGCCCUUGGUACGUACAAGGAAUACGAAGCCGACGAUGAGAACGUCAUGGUGUUCAGCAAAACUUACGACGGCGAACGAACGCUGAUUGUGCUCAAUUGGACGAAGGAGAAGCAGAACUUUACGUUUCCUGAAGGCUUUGACAAACGUCAACUCAUCAUCAGCAAUGUUGAAGGCGAGCAGGACGCUCUUCAGCCUUAUGAGGCUAGAAUAUAUGUAUGCUAGGGUUUGCUUGAACCGACCAAGGUAGCAUUCGCAUCAGGGACUUGUACAGCAUUCUCACGCGUGCCUUCUGCAUCACUCGUCUCCGCCGUCUCAGUCUCGUCACCGUCAGGUUGCCGCCGCUUCAUGCGCUUCUCAGCCCGAAUCUGCUUUUGCCACAUGUCAUAGUAUUCGCCCUUGCCACCAUUCUCUUCUG
This is a messenger RNA of Protomyces lactucae-debilis, 2010 nucleotides long. Its product is annotated as maltase malt. Bases 87 to 1817 code for a protein of 576 amino acids. Gene Ontology annotation, molecular function: alpha-amylase activity. The record is from RefSeq and is a predicted model, not a curated record. The transcript has a single exon. Gene Ontology annotation, biological process: oligosaccharide catabolic process. Lineage: Eukaryota; Fungi; Ascomycota; Taphrinomycetes; Taphrinales; Protomycetaceae.